This is a messenger RNA of Capronia coronata CBS 617.96, 1335 nucleotides long. Its product is annotated as homocitrate synthase, mitochondrial. Gene Ontology annotation, molecular function: homocitrate synthase activity. The transcript has 6 exons. NCBI's taxonomy places the organism in Eukaryota, Fungi, Ascomycota, Eurotiomycetes, Chaetothyriales, Herpotrichiellaceae. Gene Ontology annotation, cellular component: mitochondrion. The coding region runs from base 1 to 1335 and encodes 444 amino acids. The record is from RefSeq and is a predicted model, not a curated record.
AUGAUUGCGCCGGCUGAACCCCUCCAAAAUGGCCAAAAUGGCACCUCUCAUGAGGCCCAACGUGCACCACGCAAUCCCUACGCCCCCGUGGACGACUUCCUCUCGAAUGUCAAUCGGUUUAAGAUUAUCGAGUCCACCCUGAGAGAAGGAGAGCAGUUUGCAAAUGCUUUCUUCGACACCGAAACCAAGAUCAAGAUUGCGCGUGCUCUAGAUGAUUUUGGCGUCGACUACAUCGAGCUCACAAGCCCUGCUGCCUCGGAGCAGUCAAGAUUAGACUGCGAGAAAAUCUGCUCUCUUGGUCUGCGCGCCAAAAUCUUGACGCAUGUGCGAUGCCACAUGGACGAUGCCCGGAUGGCUUGUGCAAUCCCCGGGCUGAGCGGUCUCGAUAUCGUCAUCGGAACCUCAUCGCAACUCCAGCAACACUCGCACGGAAAAGAUAUGGACUACAUUCGAAGAUCUGCUGUCGAAGUGAUUGAAUAUGUCAAGAGCCAGGGACUAGAAGUGCGCUUCUCGUCCGAAGACUCAUUCAGGAGUAAUCUUGUUGAUCUCCUUACCAUCUAUAGCCAAGUCGACAAGAUUGGCGUAAACAGAGUCGGUAUUGCGGACACGGUCGGCUGUGCCUCGCCUAGACAGGUUUAUGAUCUCGUGCGCACACUUCGUGGUGUGGUCUCAUGUGAUAUUGAAUGCCAUUUCCACGACGACACUGGUUGCGCAACUGCAAAUGCAUUCUGUGCUCUGGAGGCUGGCGCCACGCACGUUGACACUUCCGUCCUCGGCAUCGGCGAGCGGAACGGUAUCACUCCCCUUGGCGGUCUUAUGGCACGGAUGAUCGUCGCCGACCGAGACUAUGUCAAGAGCAAGUACCGGCUCGAAAAGCUCAAGGACAUUGAGAAUCUUGUUGCUUCGGCUGUCGAGAUCAACGUUCCUUUCAACAACCCGAUCACCGGCUUCUGUGCAUUCACGCACAAGGCAGGCAUUCAUGCCAAAGCGAUCCUCAACAAUCCUUCUACCUACGAGAUUUUGAACCCGUCCGAUUUCGGUCUGUCUCGCUACGUACAUUUUGCCAGCCGUCUCACCGGCUGGAAUGCAAUCAAGAGUCGCUGCGAACAGCUUGGGCUCCAUAUGACUGACGCAGAAUACAAGCAAUGUACUGCAAAGGUCAAGGCAUUGGCUGAUAUACGACGAUUGACGCUCGACGACACCGACGCCAUUAUUCGGAAUUUCCACAAGAGCAUUGGUUCGAACGACGAUGUACCUUUGGUUGAUGGCUUGACUGAAGGUGAGAAGCGGACGCUUGAAGCCGAUAUGCCAGCGGAGGCUACGUCCAUCGUCUAG